AAAUGAGAACUGUUGGCGUUGGCAGCAGUGCCUGUUUGUGUUUGGUAUUUCGGCAGCAGAAAGUUAUUUUAAGUUUCAAAAUAGGUUAGUCCGAGAAGUUGUUAGAAUUGACUGAAAGAAAAUGAAGAUAGCUGUUGAAGGUUGCGCUCACGGGGAGCUGGAAAAAAUCUAUGAUACAAUUGCAUUUUUAGAAGAGAAAGAUGGAGUUAAAAUUGAUCUACUUAUUUGUUGUGGAGAUUUCCAGUCCACCAGAAACACGCAAGACCUAAAUUGUAUGGCUGUUCCGCAGAAGUAUCGCGAUAUUUGUACCUUUUAUAAGUACUACUCUGGUGAGAAACAGGCUCCCAUUCUGACAAUAUUCAUUGGAGGAAAUCAUGAAGCCUCAAAUUACCUAAGUGAGCUGGCUUACGGAGGAUGGGUGGCCCCCAACAUUUUCUACCUGGGCUACGCAGGGGUUGUUCAAAUUGCUGGAGUCCGUAUUGCUGGUUUAUCUGGUAUUUUUAAGGGCCGAGAUUAUAAAAUGGGCCAUUUUGAAAAAGCCCCCUUUUCCACCAACACAAUUAGAAGUGUGUACCACAUUCGCAAUCUGGAUGUAUUCCGCCUCAAGCAGCUCUCUGGAGGCCUUGAUAUUGCUCUCUCCCAUGAUUGGCCCCGUGGAGUGUAUCACCAUGGCAAUCUCAGGCAGCUCCUCAGAUUCAAACCAUUCUUCCAGGAUGAAAUCAAAAGCAAUAGCCUAGGCAGCCAACCCACAGAGGAACUACUUCAUCACCUAAAACCUUCAUACUGGUUUUCUGCUCACUUGCACUGCAAGUUCUCUGCCCUCAUCCGUCAUAUUUCUGAAGAUGAUUCUCCUUCCAAAUCAACAAAAUUCCUAGCCCUUGACAAAUGCCUUCCAAAUAGAAGAUUCUUACAAAUUUUGGACAUAGCACAUCAAGAAGAUAAAGAAAUUACUCUAGAGUAUGAUUUGGAAUGGUUGACAAUAUUGUCACUUACAAAUCAUCUCCUGUCUAUUAAACAGUCUUUUAAUUAUAUGCCAGGGCCAGGGAGCAAAGAAAGGUGGAAGUUUACACCUACAAAAGAAGAGAUGGACUUUGUUUUCAAAAAAUUCUCAGGAAAUCUUAAAAUACCUUUAAACUUCAGUCAAACUGUGCAAGCAUAUAGUUCUUCUGACCGGUCUGGUAAUAAACAACCUGCUGCACGGGUAAAUCCCCAAACUAUGGCAUUCUGUGACCGUCUAGGCAUUGAUGAUCCCAUAGCACUUUUGUUGCAAGGUGAGGGAAAAUAUCCUUCGAGCUAUGGAUCUGUUUCAAGUAUUCAAGAUCCCAUACAUCCAAAUAAUGAUUUAUCUGAGGAUAAAAGUGUGAGCACUGGUUCUAAUGAGUGCCUAGCCCCAAAACCAAGGCUACAGGGACUCAAGCUACCUAGCCCUAAGAUGUCCUAUGAAACACCAGCAUCAGAUAGCUCAGAAAACACACCAGUGAUAAACUCAACCACAUCAGAAGAUAAUUUUUCUCAGUCAGAAAACCAGGAGAAAAUAUUAGAUUCAGAACCAUCUGCUAACAAUCCAAUUAUUGAGUCAAGGGUGCCUUCAGGACUUGGUGUGGAAGACCUAGGUAGUCAAGGCCCAAUGGCCAAGAAGUUUAAAAGAAGAAAUGCAGCUAUGUAUAUGUCAGCUGAUGAUGACUGAAUUACAAUUAAAUAAUUUCUAAAGGAAGCAAAGUCUUGAGACGAACACUUUUGUAAUCUUCCUGGAAAAAAUAAAUUGCUCAGCUGUUGGUUGAGCUAGCUUA
Molecule: messenger RNA, 1790 nt
Organism: Thrips palmi
Lineage: Eukaryota; Metazoa; Arthropoda; Insecta; Thysanoptera; Thripidae
Gene: ldbr
Product: lariat debranching enzyme
Exons: 10
Coding region: 122-1687 (521 amino acids)
Biological process (GO): mRNA splicing, via spliceosome
Cellular component (GO): nucleus
Molecular function (GO): RNA lariat debranching enzyme activity
Source: RefSeq, a predicted model, not a curated record